Cuscuta epithymum is the source of this 2004-nucleotide messenger RNA. NCBI's taxonomy places the organism in Eukaryota, Viridiplantae, Streptophyta, Magnoliopsida, Solanales, Convolvulaceae. The record is from the annotation of a GenBank genome assembly.
GGAAAGGAUAGUAAAUGACGAUCGAUGCUUUUCAUUAAAUGAGUCACAUCAAGUUUUAUAUAGCUAGCUGUGAGCCUGGGACGGCCAUCAUCAUCACUUCCAUCACAUUUUAUCUAAGGCAUUUGUUUUCUGCUCAACCUAACUAGGCUUGCUUCAAUAUUCAACAUGGCGAGAGUUCUACUUCCCAGUUUUGUGCUGGUGUUUAUCAUCGCUGUUAACUGUACUACUCUUGCGGACUCUCGAUCCGUUCAUUUGAAAUACGUCAAAGGGGCAUUGGAAAAAGGGGCUGUUUGUUUGGAUGGUAGUCCGGCUGCAUACUACCAUGACAAAGGGGUAGGCGAUGGGAGUCACAAUUGGGUUAUUUACCUUCAAGGAGGAGGCUGGUGCUCUAAUCACACGGACUGCAAAAAUCGCACCACUUCAGGCCUCGGAACUUCUACUCAUUUCAACAAAACUUUCGCCUUCGAUACUCCUUUUUUUAACAGCAAUUCCACCAGUAAUCCUGAGUUCUACAACUGGAACAGGGUGUUUGUUCCAUAUUGUGACGGAUCUUCGUUUACGGGAAACAAAGAAGCUGUUGAUCCGGUUACUAAUGUAACCUACAGAGGUUUCAGAAUCUUUGAGGCCACAAUGGAUGACCUCCUGUCUAAAGGAAUGAAGCAUGCUCAAAAUGCGAUUCUUAGCGGAGGUUCGGCAGGGGGAUUGGCAGCUAUGAUUCAUCGUGACCGGUUUCGGGAUCUUCUUCCAAUUACUGCACGAGUCAAGUGCCUCGCAAUUGCAUCUUACUUUGUGCAUGAGGCACAUCUUAAUGGAAGCAAACAGUUUGAAGCAACGUUCCUGGGGUUGAUCAGUUUACACGGAUCUUCCAAAGCAUUGCCUCCCCUGUGCACAUCAAGAAUGAGUCCGGAUUUGUGCUUCUUCCCUCAAUACUUUUUGCCGACUAUAAGAACACCUGUUUUUAUAGCAAUGUCGUCAUUCGAUCUAAUCCAAAUAAGGUAUAACCUAUUCCGGGCGGAUGAGGUUUGCCUUUUCCACAAUAAUUGCACUCAUGAUCGGCUCAAGGCAAUCCAAGAUUUGAGGCAAUACGUACUUUCCACGUUACCAAAAGCUUGUCCUUCCGAAAGGGGAAUGCGGAUUACUAGUUGCAUCGCCCAUGAUCUACCAUACUAUUGGAAUAUGUCUUAUGGAAAAGUUCUUAACGAUUGGUUUAUUGAUGGAAGUUAUACUCAAGUAAUUGAGGAUUCUGCAAUACCAAGGAAUUGCACUUUCAUCACUCCCCAUUCAGAUUAAGUUUUACUUACAACAACUUCAACGUAGUACUGUUUGACCUAUUGCUGGUGUUUUUUUUCCUUUCAUUGGAAAUGAGGGAUAUGGCAUGGGUGCCCUCAGUCAUUAUCUUUGCUUUUUGUCUGAUCCUUAAUCCUUAGUUAAUCAACUUAUUUCUCUUCUAAUCUCUAAUUCAGGUUUUACGAUUUAUAGAUCUUCGUGUGCAACUCCGAAGUACUUCGGCUAAAACUUCAACCCAGAAGGCAUUCAAAUGAAUUCUUGAAAAUAACUGCGCAGUUAUCUUCAACAAGAAGGGUCUGAAAUAUCACAGAAAACAAGAAGGGUUCCAAAAAGCUCACGAAGGCUUUGCAGCAUUUGAUAUAAAACUGCUUCACACAAGCAUGCUUCCACACCAUUAUUCGUGGUAGACCAAACAAAGUAUUCAGGAAACUGAAUAUAUAAAAGAUUAAGUUUUUUUGCCACCUCAUCCCGAGCAUUCAUUUGGAAGUAUUCUGUAUGCAUGGUUCGAGAUUGAACAUCGUCCUUGACUAUUGUUGUUAUCCUUUGAGCGCCACAAAAAUUUAUGUAUUGAAAAUUUUCCAAAUGAACUUGCAGUUGGAACACAGACGGGUGCAUAUCUGCAAUUGGGUAGAUUGCAGAGACCCAAUCGUAUCGUAUCGUAUGAUAUCAUAUCAUAUAUCAUAUUAUAUUAUCGUAUGUUAUAUUAUAUUAUGUUAU